This is a messenger RNA of Sclerotinia sclerotiorum 1980 UF-70, 237 nucleotides long. RefSeq lists its product with no specific name. NCBI's taxonomy places the organism in Eukaryota, Fungi, Ascomycota, Leotiomycetes, Helotiales, Sclerotiniaceae. The transcript is spliced from 2 exons. Bases 1 to 237 code for a protein of 78 amino acids. The record is from RefSeq and is a predicted model, not a curated record.
AUGCAUCUUAAUUACACUAGAAAAGACAUAAAGAUGACCAUAGCAAAUGCAAGUGUGAAAGCAACAUUCCAGCAGAGACCUCGCUCAUCAUCCUCUCUAGGCGACAAACUACACAGCCUCGGUCAUAUCCAACGGAAUGAGGAUGUAGAGAAGAAUGUACGGGGACUCAGUCUGGACCGAGAAGACGAAGCAGGAAGAAGUCUGGACGAAGGAUUAGAAAACCAUUGUAUCACAUAA